Molecule: messenger RNA, 1422 nt
Organism: Salmo salar (Atlantic salmon)
Lineage: Eukaryota; Metazoa; Chordata; Actinopteri; Salmoniformes; Salmonidae
Gene: fbxw4
Product: F-box and WD repeat domain containing 4
Biological process (GO): SCF-dependent proteasomal ubiquitin-dependent protein catabolic process
Cellular component (GO): SCF ubiquitin ligase complex
Molecular function (GO): protein binding
Source: RefSeq, a predicted model, not a curated record
ACCACGUGAUCUUUUGUCGCUGUUUUGGAAUGGCUUCCUGUAUCUUCUCUUUUCACGCGCUCUAAGAACAUGGAUUACUGUUUAACGCUAUUAAACCCUUUUUUAAAGAACUACCAUAGAAGAGGCAAUACACAUAGAGAAAGAUACAGGGCAAUACAGAAACGGAAAAGAGAAACCUUCAAUACGAACUUAAAAUGUUCUUAUUCCAGUUACCAGAGGUUGUGCUCUACCACAUUAUGUCAUAUUUGGAAUACAAGUCUUUGAGUCGCCUUUCUCAAGUUUGCAAAACAAUUUACCAUUUUGCAAAUCGUGACGCCGUAUGGAGGAAGAUAGCAAAAGAGUUCAUAAACACUGGAAUUACACGACAAGGAGCAGAUGUGUAUCCCCACAUCCCGCUGAAGGACAGAGUGAAGGUAUCUCAGAACUGGUGCCAUGGGAUCUGCAGAAAGGAAGUCAUGCUCAAAUGGAGGAUUAACUUGUUGCCAUGGAUACAGCUAGACGGGGAUGUGCUGUAUCUGUCUCAGGCUGCAGACAUCGGAGCGUACCAUCUGAGGCCGGACACGGGGAAGCUCCAGCGCAGCCCCAUGGCUCUGUUCUCAGGACACCUGGAAGACGUGUGUCGAUUUGCUGUGACUGACACACACCUCGUUAGUGGAGGGAGUGAUGGUAAGAUCCUGGUGCACCACAGGAGGAAUGGCUUCUCUAUGGAGUACUCAGGUCACAACCAGGAGGUGAAUUGCCUGGACUGCAGAGGAGGACUGAUCGUCAGCGGCUCCAGAGACAGAACAGCCCGGAUUUGGACUUUUUCUUCCAACUGCCCCAGAGACACGAUCCCUAUGAACGACAGGGUGUGGUCUGUGGCUAUUAGUCCCACGCAGAGCUCCUUCGUGACCGGCACGGCCUGUUGUGCGAACUUCUCUCCUCUGCGGAUUUGGGAUGUUGAAAGGUGUGAGCUGCUGUGUUGUCUGGGUUCAGAGUUCCGUCGGGGUGCAGGUGUGUUGGAUAUAGUCUAUGAGUCGCCUGUCCAGCUGCUCACCUGUGGCUACGACACCUACAUCCGCUCCUGGGACCUUCGCCUCAGCCCCAGGAAGUGUGUCAUGGAGUGGGAGGAGCCUCACGACAGUGCCCUCUACUGCAUCCAGACGGACGGGAAUCACAUGAUUGCCAGUGGCUCCUCCUACUAUGGCGUCAUACGGACGUGGGAUAAGCGGCAAACCCGCUGCUUAGAGAUGUUCCAGCUGUCCUCUGCUGUGAGUAGCCCAGUGUACUGCCUGCGUUUCAACACCUCUCACCUGUACGCUGCCCUCGCCACAGCACUGCACUCUCUGGACUUCAAACAGGGCCCCCGGCCUCGCAGAUAACACCCACUCCUACAGACAGCUGUUAGGAUUUAAAACAAUAAAUUAUGUUUUUGACAGUAAA